Prunus armeniaca (apricot) is the source of this 2298-nucleotide messenger RNA. The record is from the annotation of a GenBank genome assembly. NCBI's taxonomy places the organism in Eukaryota, Viridiplantae, Streptophyta, Magnoliopsida, Rosales, Rosaceae.
AUGAAGUUUGGAAAAGAGUUUGUGUCCCAAAUGGUGCCAGAAUGGCAAGAGGCUUACAUGGACUACAACUCUCUCAAGCUUCUCUUGAAAGACAUCUUGUGUUUUAGGCAGUGCAACAAAGUAACAACACCAAUGGCAUCAACUCCUGAAGGGUCAUCGUUGAAGAGAAGGGUGUCUCUCUACAGAGCUUUUAGUGGGCUAACAAGCCGGCAUCGAGGCUCUCCGAAGAAGAAAGAGGAUGAAGAGAUUCUUGUUAGUGAAGAAGGGCCAGAAGGGCAGUGGCAGACAAUGUUUUUGAUGUCCUCUGAUGAAGGAGGAGACAUUGAGAAGAAAGUUGGGGAAGUGGUGGAUGAGGCAGAGGAGUUGAGCAGACAGAUGGAUGCUUUAAUUGCUCUUAGGCUGAAGGUAGAGAAUCCACUGGUGGAACUGGGAGGAACUGAUGUGAUAGACAGGGGAAGCAAUGGGGUUUCCUCGCAAUCAACUGUUCAUCCCACUAGUGGCAGAAGGCCAGGAGGGCCUCAGAUGGAUGUGAUUCCAGAAGUUGAGAUGAGCAAUGAAGGAGAGAUGGAAGAUGAAGAGAGAGGAAGCAAAGAAUCAAAAACCAGUGACCAGAAAGGCAAUGGAAGCACGGUGGAUAUUAAGCGAUUUAAACCACCUUCACUAGAGAUCCUGGAUCAUGUAAAGAUCAAUGUGACACCUGAAUCUCCGGUAUCAACAGUGAAAGGCAUACUCAAGAGUUCAAAACCAGACUUAUCAUUCAGCAAGAAAGAGUUGAGGAAAGCAGAAGAGCAAAUGACAGAGGCUUUUAAUGAGUUCUACCAAAAGCUUCGGCUUAUAAAAAGUUACUGUUUCCUGAAUCAAUUGGCUUUUUCAAAGAUCAUGAAGAAAUAUGACAAGAUCUCUUCAAGGAAUGCAUCAAAGGCUUACUUGAAUAUGGUGGAUAAUUCUUAUCUCGGAAGCUGUGAUGAAGUUACUAGGAUCAUGGAAAGGGUGGAGGCUACCUUCAUAAAGCACUUUACAAAUGGAAAUCGCAGAGAAGGAAUGAAGACAUUAAGACCAAGAGCCAGAAGGGAAAAGCAUAGAAGUACAUUUUUUUUGGGGUUGUUCUCUGGGGUCUCAAUUGCACUUGUAGUAGCCAUCAUUGUGCUUAUACAUGCAAGAAAUAUCCUUAGGAGUGAAGGGCGUGGUCAGUACAUGGAAAACAUAUUUCCUCUAUACAGCUUGUUUGGAUUCAUGGUCCUACAUAUGCUCAUGUUCUCAGCAAACAUAUACUAUUGGAGGCGAUACCGAGUAAAUUAUCCAUUUAUUUUUGGCUUCCAGCAAGGGGCAGAGCUGGGUUACAGACAGUUUUUCCUUCUCAGUUCAGGUCUUGCAAUUCUCGCCUUGGCUGGUGUCCUCUCAAAUUUGGAUAUGGAGAUGGACCCAAGUACAAAAAGCUUCAGAGCUUUGACUGAAUUAGUCCCUUUGGGCCUAGUCACUGUUGUGCUUCUUAUAAUGUUUUGUCCUUUCAACAUAAUAUAUCGUUCCAGUCGAUUUUUCCUCCUCCAAUGUAUAUUCCAUUGCCUUUGUGCUCCACUUUAUAAGGUUUCCCUCCCAGAUUUUUUCUUGGCAGAUCAGCUUACUAGCCAGGUUCAAGCCUUCAGGAGUUUGGAAUUCUAUGUUUGCUAUUAUGGUUGGGGGGACUUCAAAAAAAGAUCACACAACUGCCUUGACAGCCGUGUAUAUAGAUCUUUCUACUUCAUUGUAGCAAUUAUUCCUUAUUGGAUCCGUUCCCUUCAGUGCCUUCGACGCUUGAUAGAAGAGAAAGAUGGAACGCAAGGGUUAAAUGGGCUGAAAUACUUUUCAACAAUUCUUGCAGUAGCCAUGAGAACAAGUUUUGAUCUGAAAAAGGGGAUGACGUGGAAGAUCCUUGCCAUAACUAGUUCAGCUGUGGCAACAAUUGUUAGUACAUAUUGGGAUAUAGUCAUAGAUUGGGGUCUUUUGCGCCGGAAUUCUAGAAACCCUUGGCUUAGAGAUAAACUCCUCAUAUCAAACAAAAGUGUUUAUUUUAUAGCCAUGGUGUUGAAUGUUAUACUGAGACUCGCUUGGAUGCAGUCAGUAUUAGGAAUUAAAGAAGUGCCUUUCGUCCACAGAACAGCCUUAGUUGCAAUAGUUGCCUGUUUAGAAAUUAUUCGUCGUGGCAUUUGGAAUUUCUUUCGGUUGGAGAAUGAGCACUUGAACAAUGUGGGAAAGUUUCGGGCAUUCAAGUCUGUACCCCUACCUUUCAACUAUGACUGUGAUGAGAGCAAGAGCAGAUAA